ACGCGAAAGGCGGGUGGAGCACGGGGCGAGGAAGGAGGGGCCAGUCCGAUCACAGCGGCCCCGCCCGCAGCGUCAAGUAUAAAGUUGGGCGCCCACAAGCCUUCGCAAAUCCUCGCAGGGGCUCAGAUCUUUCAACAUGUCGACUAAAUCGUCUAUGGUUCUGGGUUACUGGGAUAUCCGCGGGCUGGCUCAUGCCAUCCGCAUGCUCCUGGAGUAUACUGAUACCAGCUAUGAGGAGAAACGGUACACGUGUGGUGAAGCUCCCGACUAUGAUAGGAGCCAAUGGCUGGACGUGAAAUUCAAGCUAGAUCUGGAUUUUCCUAACCUGCCCUACCUUAUGGACGGGAAGAACAAGAUCACCCAGAGUAACGCCAUCUUGCGGUACAUCGCGCGCAAGCACAACAUGUGUGGGGAGACUGAAGAAGAGAAGAUAAGAGUGGACAUCAUGGAGAACCAGAUAAUGGACUUCCGCAUGCAGCUGGUUCGGCUCUGCUACAAUUCUGACCACGAGAGCCUGAAGCCUCAGUACUUGGAGCAGCUCCCUGCACAGCUGAAGCAAUUCUCCUUGUUCCUGGGGAAGUUCUCAUGGUUUGCAGGGGAAAAGCUUACCUUUGUGGACUUCCUCACCUAUGAUGUCCUGGACCAGAACCGGAUGUUUGAGCCCAAGUGCCUGGAUGAGUUCCCAAAUCUGAAGGCUUUCAUGUGCCGUUUUGAGGCUUUGGAGAAAAUUGCUGCGUUCCUGCAGUGUGACCGCUUCUUCAAGAUUCCAAUCAACAACAAAAUGGCCAAGUGGGGCAACAAGUGCUUAUGCUGAGCCAGGGACGCUGCUGCUGCUGCUGCUGGCUUGGCCGUUCCAUCCCGAGGGCCUGCGUUCUGUCUCUCCUGCUCUUUCUAAUAAACAGCAGUUACAUUAGCUGA
Messenger RNA from Microtus ochrogaster (prairie vole), 918 nucleotides. It is a transcript of the gene Gstm3, whose product is annotated as glutathione S-transferase mu 3. The record is from RefSeq and is a predicted model, not a curated record. Gene Ontology annotation, biological process: glutathione metabolic process. Gene Ontology annotation, molecular function: glutathione transferase activity. NCBI's taxonomy places the organism in Eukaryota, Metazoa, Chordata, Mammalia, Rodentia, Cricetidae.